CCGAGGAAAAAGCCAGCCCAAUUUCCAGGGGAUUCCAUAUAAAAGAUUUCCUACUACUAGUAAAGAUUUUACUCCUACAGUCUACCAGCGGCUGACAGAUCGGUUCCUCCGGCUGGUUGCUGGCAGAUCGCUUCAUCGCUUUGUCACGACGCUGGCAGCAGAGCCUUCAAAUCCUGUGUGUGCAUGUGCAGCUGCUCCUGCCGCCUCCGCCGUGCUCCUUCGCUGGAAAGGUGGGACGGGAUCUCUCGGGGAACCCUGGUCGCCCGCUUCCUUCUUCUACAACUAUUCUAUUGCCAGCGCCCAGCGGCAGGCAGGCAGCGGCACGGGUAGAUUGGGAGAGCGGCUCUUGGCUUGCAGUCGAGACGCCCUUCGUCGUCUCUGAUCUGGACCGGAGGGAGCAGCUCCUUCCGUCAGUUGUUCUUGGGUGCGUGCCUUCGUGCUGCUUCGUCUUCGUCUUCUUGAGAGGAGCUGCUGUUGCGUGCCUUUGUUGGAGGACGAGAUGUCGGGGGCUGUUCUUGUCGCCAUCGCCGCCUCCAUCGGCAAUCUGUUGCAGGGGUGGGACAAUGCCACCAUCGCAGGUGCUGUUCUGUACAUAAAGAAGGAAUUCCAAUUACAAAAUGAGCCCACUGUGGAGGGGCUGAUUGUGGCCAUGUCACUUAUUGGUGCCACCAUCAUCACUACAUUCUCUGGGCCAGUAUCAGACUGGAUCGGCCGCCGCCCUAUGCUCAUCCUCUCGUCAAUUCUGUACUUUCUCAGCAGCCUCAUCAUGCUAUGGUCCCCUAAUGUCUAUGUCCUGCUGCUGGCACGCCUCGUAGACGGAUUCGGUAUUGGCUUGGCUGUCACGCUUGUGCCUUUGUACAUUUCAGAAACAGCCCCUCCAGAGAUUAGAGGUUUGCUGAAUACACUGCCACAGUUCAGUGGAUCAGGAGGGAUGUUCUUGUCAUACUGCAUGGUGUUUGGGAUGUCACUGUUGCCAUCACCUGAUUGGAGAAUUAUGCUUGGGGUGCUCGCGAUACCUUCAUUGUUCUUCUUUGGAUUGACAAUAUUUUACCUUCCUGAAUCCCCAAGAUGGCUUGUUAGCAAAGGUCGGAUGGCAGAGGCAAAGAAGGUGUUGCAAAAAUUACGCAGCAAAGAAGAUGUCUCAGGUGAAUUGUCCCUUCUUGUUGAAGGGUUGGAGGUUGGAGGAGACACUUCGAUUGAAGAGUACAUCAUUGGCCCUGCCACUGACGCAGCCGAUGAUCAUGUUACUGAUGGUGAUAAGGAACAAAUCACACUUUAUGGGCCUGAAGAAGGCCAGUCAUGGAUUGCUCGACCUUCCAAGGGACCCAGCAUGCUUGGAAGUGUACUUUCUCUCGCAUCUCGUCAUGGCAGCUUGGUGAACCAGAGUGUACCCCUUAUGGAUCCGAUUGUGACACUUUUUGGGAGUGUCCAUGAGAAUAUGCCUCAAGCUGGAGGAAGUAUGAGGAGCACAUUGUUUCCAAACUUUGGAAGUAUGUUCAGUGUCACAGAUCAGCAUGCCAAAAAUGAGCAGUGGGACGAAGAGAAUCUUCACAGGGACGAUGAGGAGUAUGCAUCUGAUGGUGCAGGAGGUGAUUAUGAGGACAAUCUCCACAGUCCAUUGCUGUCCAGGCAGACAACAAGUGCGGAAGGGAAGGACAUUGUGCACCAUGGUCACCGUGGAAGUUCUUUGAGCAUGAGAAGGCAAAGCCUCUUGGGGGAGGCUGGAGAGGGUGUGAGCAGCACUGAUAUUGGUGGGGGAUGGCAGCUUGCAUGGAAAUGGUCAGAGAAGGAAGGUGAGGAUGGUAAGAAGGAAGGUGGUUUCAAAAGAGUCUACUUGCACCAAGAGGGAGUUCCUGGCUCAAGAAUGGGCUCAAUUGUUUCACUUCCUGGUGGUGGCGAUGUUCAUGAGGGUGGCGAGUUUGUACAUGCUGCUGCUUUAGUAAGCCAGUCAGCACUUUUCUCGAAGGAUCUUACCGAACCACGCAUGUCUGGUGCUGCCAUGAUUAACGCAUCCGAGGUAGCCGCCAAAGGUUCAAGCUGGAAAGAUUUGUUUGAACCUGGUGUGAGGCGUGCCCUGUUAGUCGGUGUUGGAAUUCAGAUCCUUCAACAGUUUGCUGGAAUCAAUGGUGUUCUGUACUAUACCCCACAAAUUCUCGAGCAAGCUGGCGUGGCAGUUCUUCUUUCCAAUCUUGGUCUCAGCUCAGCAUCAGCAUCUAUCUUGAUCAGUUCUCUCACUACCUUACUGAUGCUUCCUAGCAUUGGCUUAGCCAUGAGACUUAUGGAUCUUUCUGGAAGAAGGUUUUUGCUGCUAGGCACAAUUCCAAUCUUGAUAGCAUCUUUAGUUAUCCUGGUCGUGUCCAAUGUGAUUGACCUGGGUACAGUGGCCCAUGCUGCGCUCUCCACAGUCAGUGUCAUCAUCUACUUCUGCUGCUUUGUCAUGGGAUUUGGUCCCAUCCCCAACAUUCUAUGUGCAGAGAUCUUUCCAACCAGGGUUCGCGGUCUCUGCAUUGCCAUCUGUGCCUUGACGUUUUGGAUUGGAGACAUCAUUGUCACCUACAGCCUUCCUGUAAUGCUGAAUGCUAUUGGACUAGCAGGUGUUUUUGGCAUAUAUGCAGUCGUAUGCUUGAUUGCCUUUGUGUUUGUCUUCCUUAAGGUUCCUGAGACAAAGGGAAUGCCCCUUGAAGUCAUCACUGAGUUCUUUGCAGUUGGUGCGAAGCAAGCGGCUGCAAAAGCCUAAUUCCUUCCGUACCUUUGCCUGCAACUUUUUGCACUGUGAAUUAUAAACUUGAAGGGAUCUCACCAAGAAGCUCUGGGAACUUUCGAUUUGUAUAAAUGGUGAGGGAACAGAUAUCUGCUCAUGCUCCGCAAGCGACAGCAAGACUCCCUCGAUGGCAAAGAGCAGUUGUUAAGUUGUCAAUGUUAUUUACCAUAUGUUGUUACCUAUUAGUACUGUAUUAGUCAAGCUAUUCAGCACUGGUUGUUAGUAGAGAUGUUUAGAACAAAGAUACUGAUCUGAUCCGGUGGUAUAAUAUUCAAAUCUCAAAUAAAGAAAAUACCGUUUUCA
Molecule: messenger RNA, 3064 nt
Organism: Sorghum bicolor (sorghum)
Lineage: Eukaryota; Viridiplantae; Streptophyta; Magnoliopsida; Poales; Poaceae
Product: monosaccharide-sensing protein 2-like
Exons: 7
Coding region: 500-2737 (745 amino acids)
Biological process (GO): transmembrane transport
Cellular component (GO): membrane
Molecular function (GO): myo-inositol:proton symporter activity
Source: RefSeq, a predicted model, not a curated record